UCCUGCCACCACUUUGCAAAUUCAGUGUUUGGUUUUGUAAGCGAGCAGUCCCACAAGCAUUUGCUGGCUCUAGCAUACCAAGCUACUGGGGUUGGGUAAUGGGGUUGCUGUAAAUAUACAUGGGCGAAGCUGAUGGAGCACGCUUGGUCAAGAUCUUGCAAGCUGAAGGCUUGGACAAUCUCCCCGGAAAAUUUUGGCAUGAAGCUCAGCUGGUGUUGUGGCCCAGCGAUGAGCCACAAGUUUCCGAGGACCUGACCCUUUUGAACAUGGAGCGUGUGACUGCCCUCGUUUCCAACUACAAGGAAAAGGGUUUUGUUUACCAGCUGGCUACGUACCUACGUGAAUGGCAGCAAGAGGGUCAGCAGGAUCCUUUCGCCCCAGCUUCACUCAGCACCACUGAAAAGCCUGACAGCAAGAUGCUGAGCGCACCGUCCAAACAGUAGGACUCUUUCAAGCGUUCUUUCGACAUCCGGGUGAGUUGAAAUCCUACAGAUUUGACAGCAGAUGAAUGUGAGAGGGUUUCAAAGCAAACCAUCAACUACAAG
Cladocopium goreaui is the source of this 545-nucleotide messenger RNA. The record is from the annotation of a GenBank genome assembly. NCBI's taxonomy places the organism in Eukaryota, Dinophyceae, Suessiales, Symbiodiniaceae.